Molecule: messenger RNA, 9083 nt
Organism: Hypanus sabinus (Atlantic stingray)
Lineage: Eukaryota; Metazoa; Chordata; Chondrichthyes; Myliobatiformes; Dasyatidae
Product: zinc finger protein 771-like
Exons: 1
Coding region: 504-1583 (359 amino acids)
Biological process (GO): regulation of transcription by RNA polymerase II
Molecular function (GO): RNA polymerase II cis-regulatory region sequence-specific DNA binding; DNA-binding transcription factor activity
Source: RefSeq, a predicted model, not a curated record
UUUAAGAGUGGUCCUAAAGAAGCAGCUGCUCCAAUUAACCAAUGACCUGAUUAACUGGAAUCCGCUGUGCAAAAGAGGAACAGUGGAGUAGCGUUAAUGAAUUUAUGGAUCAUUCAGAAAUCUGAUGGCGGAUGGGGAGAAACUGUUCCUGAAUCAUUGAGUGUGGGUCUUCUGGCUCCUGUACCUAAUCCCCAAUUAUGGUAAUGAGAAGAGGGCAAGUCCUGGGUGGAAAUUAUUGGGAAUCUUUGGUGAUGUACCAAAUCUCUGACAGAAACGUGUCACAUUGCCCAGAUCAGAGAAGAUGGGUCAUGGGGACAGGCUGACCGAGAAGAGAGCGUGUCGUGAAGCCAGCCUCAUUAGCAGGAAGGGUUGAGCCUGUGGUGGACGGGAGGGAUGCCCAUUGCUCUCAUCUCCUCACUGACGGGCCUUCCUCUUUUCCCUGCAGGCUCAGCCCAUCCCAUCCUUCCCCAGCUGAGUGAGGAGACGCUGGGCAGCUGCAGGAGAUGGAGGAAGACCUGGGGGCCAUGAAAAAGGAGGAGGAGGAGGAGGAAGAAGAAGAAGAGGAGGAGGUGGAGGAAGAAGAAGAGGGCUGGGAAUUGGAAGACGAGAUUUCCCCGCGGCCCAGGAGGGCAGGGUCCCGCCGGCUGAGAGGGGGAGAGGUUGUCCGAGCUAGCAAGCGGCCUGGCCCCUUGGACAUCCUCAGUCACCGGGCCAGCCUUGCUGCUGCUGGCCGGGAGGAGGAGGCCGUGGACAUGCCCCACCGCUGCCCUGUCUGUGGCCAGGCCUUCGGCACACCAGCCCAGCUACUGGUACACCGCAGCGGUCACACCAGCGACCGGCCUUUCCUCUGCGACGUCUGCCAAGAGGCCUUUGCCCAGCCCUCAGAGCUGGCCGCACACCGGCGGAGCCACGCCGGUGAGCGUCCAUACCAGUGCCCUGUCUGCCACCGCCGCUUCGCCUACGGGUCCUCGCUGGCCAUGCACCGGCAGGCCCACGACGGAGAGCGGCCCUACCGCUGCGCUGCCUGCGGCAAGUCAUUCCCCACCUCGGCCAAGCUGCUGCAUCACAGGCGGCAGAGCCACGAGCCGCAUCCUGCUCCCCCUUCCUCCUCCUCCCCCUCGCCCUCCUCCCGCCGCCCCCUCUGCCACAGCCCGGACUCGCUCUCCCGGAGCCACCAGUGUCCGACCUGUGGCCGCUCCUUCGCCCAGUCCUCAGACGCCCUCAAGCAUCGGCGCACCCACACUGGCGAGAGACCCUUUGGGUGUGAGUUGUGCCCACGUUCCUUCAGCCAGCUCUCCACCCUGCUCAACCACCAGCGCAUCCACCUGGGGGAGAAGCCACAUCGCUGCCAGGCCUGCGGACGUUCCUUCACUCAGUUGUCCACGCUGCUGAACCAUCGGCGAACCCACACCGGCGAGCGUCCCUUCCGUUGCCAGUCCUGCGGCCGGGCCUUUGCACAGUCCUCCAGCCUGCUGAACCACCGGCGCACCCACACCGGAGAGCGACCCUUCCGCUGCCCCAUCUGUGCCAGGGCCUUUGCCACCUCCUCUUCUCUUGCCGUACACCAGCGCUCUCAUCUCUGAGGGCCAGGGGAGGAGCGGUGGUCAUGGGGCUGCACUCUCCCCUCCCCACACCCCACCGAGAAAUAACAACUCAACCAGCUACCCCCCCCCCCCCCCCCGUAGUCCAUGAGGAAGAGUGUGGGGUAAGUCUGUUAUUCCCCCUUGUUGGAGAGAUUUUGGUGGCGAUGGGUCUGGAACCCAGCAAAGAUGUGGAGUCCCAUCCAGACAGCAGCAGACCUCAUGGUCCAACGUGUUAAAUGGGAUGUCUUUUCUCUUUCCUCUGUCUCUUUCUCUCUCUCUCUCUCUCUCUCACCCCCUCCUGCCCUGGCUUGUAUGAGGAGAAAGAUGCCCUGAAUAAAAACGUGGGGAAAAGAACAAAGCUGGCGUUUGGAGGGGGUGUUGAUUUUAACAUAAAUUGGCUCUUUGGCCCACAAUGUCUGUACUGACCACAAUGCCAAUCUAAUCAAUCCCAUCCGUCUGCACGUGAUCCAUCUCCCACCAUUCCCUGCCUGUCAAUGAGUCCAUCUAUCAAGUACCUCCCUCAUACUGACCACUGUGUGUAAAACAAAAAUCUGCCCACCACCUCGUCUGAACUUGCCCCAUAUUGCACCUUCCACCAUGUGUGUGUCUAAAAGCCUCUUCACUGCCUCUAUCAGACCUGCUUCCACCACUUUCCUUGCUAGCACCUCCCACUGACCAUGUAAAACUAUGAAUUUCCUCCCAAUUAUCCUCAUCACACCUUACAGCUAGGCUCUGGUAUUUGUCAUUUCUACCUAAUGAUGCCCUCUGUCCUAUCUGUGCUUUACACUGAGCACUGCACCACAGAAACGUACCUUUGGCCCAUGUAGUCCAUGCCAAACUAUUAAUCUGUCUAGUCCCAGAUCCAGAUCACAAACUAAUUAUAAACUUUGAUAUGCUUGCUUAGUUUCUGACACUCCAGAGAAAACAACCCACUUUCUCCAAUCCAGUCAGAGCCUGGUGCACCCUCUCUAAAGCUUCCACAUCCUUCCUAUAAUGAGGCAACCAGAACGGAAGACAUUACUCCCAGUGUGGUCUCACCAGAGUUUUAUAGAAAUGCAACAUUACCUCGCAGCUCUUGAAAUGAAGGCCAAUGCACUAUAUGCUGCCUUAACCACCCUAUCAACUUGCACAUAACUAUGAUUCUUCUAUGAUGUGGACCCCAAGAUCCCUCAGUUACUCCACACUGCAAAGAAUCCUGCCAUUAACCCUGUACUCUGCCUUCAAAUUCGACCUUACAAAGUGAAUCACUUUUUCAGAUUGAACUGGAUCAGCCCAGCUCUGCAUCCAUUCCUGUUGUAACCCUCAAAGCCUUCUACACUGUCCAGAGUGUCACCAAACUCUCUGAUAUCCCCCACCACUUCUACACUGUCCACGAUGUACACCAGUCUCUGAGAUAUGGACAUGUGGUCGAUGUUUAGGGAUCUCUUGCAGGAUGUUAGGGAUAAAUUUGUCCCAAUGAAGAAGAUAAAGAAUGGUAGGGUGAAGGAACCAUGGGUGACAAAUGAGGUGGGAAAUCUAGUCAGGUGGAAGAAAGCAGCACACAUGAGGUUUAGGAAGCAAGGAUCAGAUGAGUCUUUUGAGGAAUAUAGGGUAGCAAGAAAGGAGCUUAAGAAGGGGCUGAGGAGAGCAAGAAGGGGGCAUGAGAAGGCCUUGGUGAGUAGGGUAAAGGAAAACCCCAAGGCAUUCAGUUACAAUCUUACAAUUAUGUAAAGAACAAAAGGUUGACAGGACUGACAAUAGGACCGAUUAGAGAUAAAAGUGGGAAGAUGUGCCUGGAGGCUGUGGAAGUGAGCGAGGUCCUCAAUGAAUACUUCUCUUCAGUAUUCACCAAUGAGAGGGAACUUGAUGCCAAUGAGGUCAAUAUGAGUGAGGUUGAAGUUCUGGAGCAUGUUGAUAUGAAGGGAGAAGAGGUGUUGGAGUUGUUAAAAUACGUUAAGAUGGAUAAGUCCCCGGGGCCUGAUGGAAUAUUCCUUAGGCUGCCCCACCAGGCGAGGGAAGAGAUUGCUGAGCCUCUGGCUAGGAUCUUUAUGUCCUCGUCCACGGGAAUGGUACCGGUGGAUUGGAGGGAGGCAGAUGUUGUCCCCUUGUUCAAAAAAGGUAGCAGGGAUAGUCCGGGUAAUUAUAGACCAGUGAGCAUUACAUCUGUGGUGGGAAAGCUGUUGGAAAAGAUUCUUAGAGAUAGGAUCUGUGGGCAUUUAGAGAAUCAUGGUCUGAUCAGGGACAGUCAGCAUGGCUUUGUGAAGGGAAGAUCGUGCCUAACAAGCCUGAUAGAGUUCUUUGAGGAGGUGACCAGGCAUAUAGAUGAGGGUAGUGCAGUGGAUGUGAUCUACAUGGAUUUUAGUAAGGCAUUUGACAAGGUUCCACACGGAAGGCUUAUUCAGAAAGUCAGAAGGCAUGGGAUCCAGGGAAGUUUGGCCAGGUGGAUUCAGAAUUUGCUUGCCUGCAGAAGGCAGAGGGUCGUGGUGGAGGGAGUAUAUUAGAUUGGAGGGUUGUGACUAGUGGUGUCCCACAAGGAUCUGUUCUGGGACCUCUACUUUUAAUGAUUUUUAUUAACAACCUGGAUGUGGGGGUAGAAGGGUGGGUUGGCAAGUUUGCAGACGACACAAAGGUUGGUGGUGGUGUGGAUAGUGUAGAGGAUUGUUGAAGAUUGCAGGGAGACAUUGAUAGGAUGCAGGAGUGGGCUGAGAAGUGUCAGAUGGAUUACAACACGGAGAAGUGUGAGGUGGUACACUUUGGAAGGACAAACUCCAAGGCAGAGUACAAAGUAAAUGGCAGGAUACUUGGAAGUGUGGAGGAGCAGAGGGAUCUGGGGGUACAUGUCCAUAGAUCCCUGAAAGUUGUCUCAGGUAGAUAGGGCAGUUAAGAAAGCUUAUGGAGUGUUAGCUUUCAUAAGUCGAGGGAUAGAGUUUAAGAGACACGCUGUAAUGAUGCAGCUCUAUAAAACUCUGGUUAGGCCACACUUGGAGUACUGUGUCCAGUUCUGGUCGCCUCACUAUAGGAAGGAUGUGGAAGCAUUGGAAAGGGUACAGAGGAGAUUUACCAGGAUGCUGCCUGGUUUAGAGAGUAUGGAUUAUGAUCAGAGAUUGAGGGAGCUAGGACUUUACUCUCUGUAGAGAAGGAGGAUGAGAGGAGACAUGAUAGAGGAAUAUAAGAUAUUAAGAGGAAUAGACAGAGUGGACAGCCAGCGCCUCUUCCCCAGGGCACCACUGCUCAGUACAAGAGGACAUGGUUUUAAGGUAAGGGGAGGGAAGUUCAAGGGGGAUAUUAGAGGAAGGUUUUUUACUCAGAUAGUGGUUGAUGCAUGGAGUGCACUGCCUGAGUCAGUGGUCGAGGCAGAUACACUAGUGAAAUUUAAGAGACUACUAGACAGGUAUAUGGAAGAAUUUAAGGUGGGGGGGGGUUAUAUGGGAGGCAGGGUUUAAGGGUUGGCACAACAUUGUGGGCUGAAGGCCCUGUACUAUUCUAUGUUCUAUAUCCCCCACCACUGUCCACAGUGUUACCAGCCUCUGUUAUCCCCCACCACUGUCCACAGUGUUACCAGCCUCUGUUAUCCCCCACCACUGUCCACAGUGUUACCAGCCUCUGUUAUCCCCCACCACUGUCCACAGUGUUACCAGCCUCUGUUAUCCCCCACCACUGUCCACAGUGUUACCAGCCUCUGUUAUCCCCCACCACAGUCCAGUGUUACCAGCCUCUGUUACCCCCCCCCCACCACUGUCCACAGUGUUACCAGCCUCUGUUAUUCCUCCACCACUGUCCACAGUGUUACCAGCCUCUGUUAUCCCCCACCACUGUCCACAGUGUUACCAGCCUCUGUUAUCCCCCACCACUGUCCACAGUGUUACCAGCCUCUGUUACCCCCCCCACCACUUUGCCACUCUUUUCCCAUUCAGUUUGUAUACAACCCCUCCAAAGCCUCAUUACACUAUCUUCCCAGGUAUGAGCUUGAACUUUUUUUCCAGCGUGUUGGAGGUGCCAACGUCAACCACUCUUGGCACUUGGACCUUCCUCUUCCGUGAGUCCUGGUUCCACUGUCUGUUGGGUCAAGAAGUCGAGAGCUGUGUCACCGAGCGAAAGAAUCACAGAGACAGCAUCAGAAACUGCAGCAUCUGUGGAGAGAGAACCCGUUUAAUAAUGCAGGGCUGACAGCCUUUCACUGCAAAGUGUACUGAGAAGGGGUUGGUGUGUAGAGGGGAGAAAAGAAUGUGCCGGUGAAGAUACAUUGUACAGGAUUUGGGAUGUCACUUCGCAGUUCUAUAAAACUGGUGAGACCCCACUCAGAGUAUUGUGUUCAGUUCUGGUCGCCCUGCUGUAGGAAAGAUGCCAUUGAGCUGGAAAGAAUGCAGAGAUUUGUGAGGAUUCGAGAGACUAGGUUAUGGAGAGAGAUUGAAGGUUGGGAAUGGAGGUAGACGGUGGUGAGGAAGGCGUUUGUCAAGCUGGCCUUAAGGCCAUUGAGUACACAGGAGCUGGGACAGUUGUACAGACGUUAGUGAAGCCAUGUUUGGAGCCACCUCACUGAAGGAAGGAGUGCAGAGAUGAUUUACGAGGAUCGGAGUUAAGGGAGAGAUUGGCCUCACUAGGUCUUUAUUUCUUGGAACACAGGGAGAAUAAGGGAUGACAUUAUAGCUUUUAAAAUUAUUGGGGGAGGGGGGAACAAUUUUUUCCAGACGGUAGGUUUAGGAUCAGAAGAAAAGAUUUUAAAAGGACCUGAUGGGUAACUUUUUCAUGCCGAGGAUAGCAAGCGUGUGGAACUAGCUGCUAGAGGAAGUGGUUGGAGACAGAUACGUUAACAUUUAAAAAGAUACAUGGGACCCCUACUCUUUGUGAUGUUUUUAAUAGAUUAUUUGGAGAAGGGUGGGUUAGUAAGUUUGCAGAUGACGCAAACGGUGGUGUUGAGAGUAUAAAUCAGGUUCCCAACCUGGGAUGCAUGGGCCUCUUCCUUAAAUGGUAUGAAAAAGGUUGGGAACCCUGGUUUUCGUGAGUUACAAUGGGACAUUGACAGGAUGUAGAGCUGGGCUAAGAAGUGGCAAAUGCAGUUUAAUCUGGAAAAGUGAAGUGAUUCACUUUGGAAGGUCAAACAUAAAGGCAUAAUACGGGGUUAAUAGAGAGAUUUUUAACUGGAGGAACAGAGGGAUCAUUGGGGUUCAUGUCCAUUGACCCCUCCCCCCAGUAGUUGCUCAAGUUGAUAGGGUGGUUAAAGUGUGUGGCCUUCAUUUGUUGGGAGAUUGAGAUCAAGAGCCACUAGGUAAUGUUGCAGCUCUGUUGGUUGGACCAUACUUGGAAUAUUGUGUUCAAUUCUGGUCACCUCAUUAUGGGAAGGGCGUGGGUGCACUGGAGAUUUACUGGGAUGCUGCCUGGACUGGAGAGUGUGGCUUAUGAAGAAAGAUUCAUGCAGCCAUGGCUCUUCUCCUUGGAGAGGAGGGUGAAACAUGACUUCAUAGAGGUAUGAGGCAUCGAUCAAGUGGAUCAUCAUUCACUUUUAAGAAAAGUAGGGAGGGUAUGUCAGAGGUAGUUUUUUUUUUCCACACACAGCUCAACUUCCUUAGUACAAGCUGGGACCUUAUUAGUGCAAGAGGUUUAGAUGGGGAAGAAUUUGUUAAAUGUAUCCAGGAAGGUUUCUUAAAUCAAAUGUGGAUGGUCUGACGAGAGGAGAGGCUGUACUGGACCUGGUGGGUAAUGAACCUAGUCAGGUGAGAAACCUUGCAAUGAGCACACCCUUUACUUUCAGGAUAUCUAUACGUAUCGUCCUUGUGGGAGAGAUUUAAAUUGGAGUAGGGCAAAUUACAAGGGCAUUAGGUAGGAACUAAGUGUUAAUUGGGAACACAGUUUCUCUGGCAAGUCCACAUCAGACCUGUGCAGGGUGUUAAAAGAUCAGAAAAGGUAAGUUUCUGUUAAAAGGAAGGGCAGGGAUGAAAACAUAAAAUAGUACAGCACAAUACAGGCCCUUUGGCCCAUUGUGAUGUGCUAAUCCUUAAACCUUGCCUCCCAUAUAACCCCCCACCUUGAAUUUCUCCAUAUACCUGUCUCGUAGUCUCUUAAAUUUCACUAGUGUAUCUGACUCAGGCAGUGCAUUCCAUGCAUCAACCACUGAGUAAAAAUCCUUCCUCUAAUAUCCCCCUUGAACUUCCCACCCCUUACCAUAAAGCCAUGUCCUCUUGUACUGAGCAGUGGUGCCGCGGGGAAGAGGCGCUAGCUGUCCACUCUGUCUAUUCCUCUUAAUAUCUUGUACACCUCUAUCAUGUCUCCUGUCAUCCUCCUUCUCUCUAAAGAGUAAAGCCCUUGCUCCCUUAAUCUCUGAUCAUAAUCCAUACUCUCCAAACCGGCAGCAUCCUGAUAAAUCUCCUCUGUACCCUUUCCAAUGCUUCCACAUCCUUCCUAUAGUGAGGCGACCAGAACUGGACACAGCUGGAAAGAUGAGAGAACCUUGGGUGUCCCAAGAGGUGAUGAAUGGAGUGAAGUAGAAAAACGGAAAGUAUUUAAAGCUUUGGAAGUUAUGAAGCAUUAAGUUGGAUAAGUUCCCAGUGUCCUGAUGGGAUUUACCCCAGGUUAUUGAAGGAGGCAAAAGAUGAGAUUGGGGGCACUCCACCAGUAUCUGCAUGUCCUCUCCAGCCUGGCAAGAGGCUAAUGUUGUACCUCUAUUUAAGAAGGAAGCAAAGAAAAGUCCUGGAAACUAUAGACAAGUGAGUCUCGUGGCAGCUAUCGGGAAACUACUGGAGAAAAUCUGGAAGGUUGGGAUAAAUGAGCGUUUGGAAACCCAUCACCAAAUUAGAGAGAACUGGUUGUGCUUUACCAACUGAAUUCUUGACAAGGUAAUGGGAGAGAUUGGUUAGGGUAGGGCGGAGAAUGUUGUCUACUUGGGUUUUAUUAAGAAAUUUGACAAAGUCCCUCAUAGUAGGCUAAUCCAGAAGUUUAAGAUACAUGGGGGGUCAGUGGUGAAUUGGCUGUUUGGAUUCAGAACUGGUUUGCGCAUAGAAGACAGAUGCUAGUGAUUGAAGGCCCUUAUUCAAGCUGGAGAUCUGUGAUUAGUGGAGUUCCACAGGGCAAGCAGCGUCCAUGGAACGAGGUACAGUCAACUGAUGAAGUAAAGAGCUAGGAAGUUGACUGGUGAGAGAUACAAGGCUGGAGAAGGGGGAGUCCGAUUGGAGAUAACAGAAGGCCAUGGAAGAAAGAAAGGGGGGAGGGCCCAUUAUCUCCCGGUUUUACCUAUAACCUUGUGUUUCUCUCUGCCCUCUCUCACUUUUUUCUCCAAUCCUGCUGUAGGGUCUCGGCAUAAAAUCUCCUUUUUUCUAUAGAUGCUGCCUGGCCUGCUGAGUUCCUCCAGCAUUUUGUCUGUGUUGCUUCGAUUUCCAGCAUCUGCAGAUUCUCCUUUGUUCGUCCUGGGAUCUCUGCUGUUUGUGAUCACUGUAGAAUCUUCUCUAUUUCUGCAUAAAUAUGAUCGGAUCUUCACAUGUCCUCAAACUAGAUAGAGAACCUAAUUAAAUAAAUAACACAAACAUUGUU